AGAAAGCAAAGUUCUCGGGCUGUUUUCCGCAGCCAAAGUCAAGUUGAAGCAGUGUUAACAUCUAAUUCAAAACCAAAGACAAGAAUGGAAAAACAGAUCCUGCCACAAAUUUUCAAAGGAAUUUUAUUCAUAAACGUAUUAAUUGCAAGAGUCAAAGUUGCCGCAAUUUCUUGCCCUAGUCCCCCGAUGACAUAUGCUUCGGAAGGCGAUAACGUCACCUUGUGCUGGCGAAUUGUAGCCAACUCUAGUAUUGUGAGCCGCUAUUAUGUUAGGGCCCUGUCAAGGCCAGUCGAGUCUGUAAUGGAUCCGGUCGGCUCUGCAAAUGGGACUGGAUAUUUUGAAAAGGUGUACGCUAGGAAGCAUGACGGAAAUUACAUCAACAGAGCCACUGUAAUUGCCGAUUUAUCCGCCGGAAUGGUGUAUCUCAAGAUUACGAACUACACGAAAAAGAUGGACAAUGUGUACUGUGUGCAUUACCAAUCCCGGUUGGGCAUGAAUGACUUAACACCAUGCCAUUCUCAAGCGCUGUUAUUGCGAAAUAUUGACCUCCGUGAAGUCCCAUUACAAACCACCACAAUGAUGGCAACAGAAACCACGACCAAAGCUACCACGGGCAAGACAGUAAGUAAUCCUACUACUGAGAUGAGCACAGCAACACCAGAAGCAACUACUAAAGGUCCAAUCACUACCAUGGCUCCUUCUUCAAGGACUGCAUUGAUAGUUAUGAGCUGUUUGUUUGGUGUUGCCCUCAUUGGUGCAAUUGUUUGCUUCCUUCUGUUUUGCAAGGCAAGGAAACAAUCUAACCAUAUUCCCGUCAAAACGAACUGCGCGGCUGAGCAGCUUUAACUGUUUUUGACACUAACUGAUCCAACAGUUACAACACUGACUGGGGGCCUGGUCAAUAUUUGUCACCUGGGGUUGGGGUGGGGUAGG
This is a messenger RNA of Pocillopora verrucosa, 933 nucleotides long. RefSeq lists its product as uncharacterized. The record is from RefSeq and is a predicted model, not a curated record. NCBI's taxonomy places the organism in Eukaryota, Metazoa, Cnidaria, Anthozoa, Scleractinia, Pocilloporidae.